ACUAUCUUUCCUUUUUACAGACUCUUUGGCUCCUGCUCCCUUUGGCAAAUCUCGCGAUAGGAGCCCUCCGCGUCACUACGUAAUGUGCCGUGCUGCUUCUAGCGGCGCUGGUGACAGUGCUGAAAGCUGUUGGGUAUGAAGUGAAACGGAACUGAAUUUUUGUACCAUCCGCAACUGCUUCAACGUUCAGAUCACAAGAAAGAAGCCUGAAAAUCUCCAAAAAACGAAACAAGCAACGUCACAUACCGGAUCAUUUCAAGGGUUUGACCAGGGAAACAAGAAGUAAACCAAAAACCUUGUAUUGACCAAAGACAAACAUCAGGCCAGUCGACACAAGCAGAAGAUAAGCAAAUCCUAAGCCCAAGCAUACUUUGAGAAAACGACAACUGAUCUGAAACCAGAAGUUUGUGCCUACUCAACAGCUUUGACAAAGCACACGUCCCAACGCUGCUCCUAGCCCUCCUCAUCCUCCCCACACCACCAACUCACCAUUGGGGUGUGGAGUGAGCUGCUCCUUUAUUUUUUCCAUCAUAGCUCCCUACUAUUUCCGCCUCCUUCUCCCACUCUUUUCAUCGUAGUUUUUUUAAGCCCUGUUUUUCCACUGCAUAUUUUUGCGUUCCGUUUCUCCCUCCUUUUGCUUGAUGCAAGCAUCUAGAACCCGUGCCACAGGCCUGUAACUAGUGUGUGUGUAUGCGCGCAUGUGUGAAUGUGUGUGUGUGAAGUGAUCUGCAGGAAGCGCACAGUCCUCAAGAACCUGAGAAUUCCCUUUCAAGACGACAAAGCAUAGCCAAGGCCGGUCCACAAUGUCAAACAUGGAACGAGGCUCCUCCGAACCUCGCCCGUCGACCUCCAGCGCUCCUGUGUCUAUCCCCCGCUCCUCUUCGGUCUCUUGCCGCCCCCAGCCAGGAAGUAAAAAACACAAGCGGACUCCUUUGUACCAGAGAUCAAUGAGUUUUGACCCGGGCAUGCUCCACAACAACGGGCACAGCGCCUAUGCCAACGGCUCGGGGCCCGGCAUUAGAGAGACGGGCGUGAUCGAGAAGCUCCUGACCUCCUACGGUUUCAUCCAGUGCUCCGAGCGCCAGGCCCGCCUUUUCUUCCACUGCUCGCAGUACAGCAACAUGCAGGACCUCAAAAUCGGAGAUGAUGUUGAGUUUGAGGUGUCCUCUGACAGGCGCACUGGCAAGCCCAUAGCAGUCAAGCUGCUUAGAAUUAAGCCAGAGGUGCUGCCAGAGGAGCGCAUUUCAGGCCAGGUGGGGCCAGACCUGCACGCCUAUCCCUUUACUGUGCUGCAUGGUUAUAUUCAUCCAGUUGUCGCAUCAAUUCCUGGUAAUUUGGAUGGGAAGGCUGCACCCGGCCAGGUGCCCUCUGGAAGUGUUUGCUACGAAAGGAAUGGGGAAGUGUUCUACCUGACCUACACUGCAGACGACGUGGAGGGCAACAUCCACCUGGACACAGGUGACAAAGUGGUCUUUUAUAUGGAGACCAACAAGCACACUGGUGCGGUCAGUGCUCGCAACAUUCAACUGGUGACCAAAAAGCAAAUGAGGUGCCAGGGUGUGGUGUGCGCGACCAAGGAGGCUUUUGGAUUCAUUGAGAGGGCUGAUGUGGUGAAGGAGAUCUUUUUUCACUACAGCGAGUUUAAGGGCGAUCUGGAGGCCCUGCAGGCGGGAGAUGACGUGGAGUUCACCAUCAGAGAUCGAAACGGCAAAGAGGUGGCGACAGAAGUGAGACUGCUCCCCCAAGGAACCGUCAUCUUUGAGGAUAUUAGCAUCGAGCAGUUUGAAGGCACCGUCGUCAAGGUCAUCCCCAAGGUCCCCACCAAAAACCAGAAUGACCCCCUUCCAGGUCGCAUCAGUGCCCGCAUUAGUUUCAAUGACAAAGAGCUGCCGUUUGGCGAGAAGGACACAAAUUCCAAGGUGACCCUUUUGGAGGGAGACCACGUCCAGUUCAACAUUUCCACUGACAGGAGAGACAAGCUGGAAAGAGCCACCAACAUCGACAUCCUCCCGGACUCCUUCGGCAUCACUAAAGAGACUCGUGAAAUGGGUGUGAUUGCUGCGAUCCGUGACGGCUUCGGCUUCAUUAAAUGUGUGGAUCGGGACGCUCGGAUGUUCUUCCACUUCAGCGAGGUCCUGGAGGAGACUCCGCUGCACAUUUCUGACGAAGUGGAGUUCACCGUCGUGCCCGAUAUGCUGUCGGCGCAGAGGAACCACGCAGCGCGCAUCAAGAAGCUGCCCAAAGGCACGGUGUCGUUUCACACCCAGUCUGAGCAGCGCUUUAUGGGCGUGGUGCAGAGGGACGUCGCGGCAGCCGGCGCCAAAAAUGCCAGUCCCAGCAAGAGCAAAGAGAAGGAAGCUGAGGAUGGAGUGAUCGCGUAUGAGGACUGUGGCGUGAAGCUCACAGUGCCAUACCACGUGAAGGACCUGGAGGGAGCUUAUCUCCCACAGGCUGGGGACAAGGUGGAGUUCUCUAUCAACGAAGUGAAAAGAAGCGGCCAGCAGAGUGCGGUCUCCAUCAGGGUCAUGAACCGCAACACCUCCAACGCCAAGCGAUUGCAGGGCUUCAUCGCCACACUCAAGGAUAACUUUGGCUUCAUUGAGACGGCCGAUCACGACCAGGAGAUCUUCUUUCACUACAGUGAAAUGAGCGGGGACCUGGAUAGUCUUGAGCUUGGCGACACAGUGGAGUACACCCUCUCAAAGGGAAAAGGAAAUAAAGUCAGUGCUGAAAGAGUGGACAAAGUGGCCGCAGUCAAUGGCAUUGGUGAAGAUGUUGGUACCACAGUGAUGACUGGCAAAGUCAUCCGUCCCAUACGCAGCGUGGACCCCUCUCAGACGGAGUACCAAGGGCUGAUAGAAGUUACAGAAGAAGGUGACGGUAAAGGCCAAACCUACCCCUUUGGAAUCAUGGGUAUGGCUAAUAAGGCCUACUGCCUGCAGAAAGGAGAACCGGUGAAGUUCCAGGUUUGCACAAUAUCCCAGACUGGACAGAAAAUGGCCUGCAAUGUGGUCCCGCAGCGGUGCGCCUUGGUGGAGUGUGUCAAAGACCAGUUCGGUUUCAUCACAUACGAAGUCGGCGAGAGCAAGAAGCUGUUCUUCCAUGUCAAAGAAGUGCAAGACGGCCUGGAGCUCCAGACCGGAGACGAAGUGGAGUUCUCGGUGGUCUUCAAUCAACGCACGGGAAAAUGUAGUGCCUGUAACGUGCGCAGAGUCAGUGAGGGGCCCAAACCUGUGGUCACCCCGCGCCCAGACCGUCUGGUCAACAGAUUGAAGAGCAUCACUCUGGACGACGCCAGCGCCCCGCGUCUCGUCAUCGUUCGACAGCCCCGUGGUCCGGACAAUUCAAAGGGCUUCAAUGUGGAGCGCAAGACUCGCCAGCCUGGAGUCAUUGACUGAGUCAUGUGCUGGUAGGAGGGGGGGUGUAAAACAAAUGACCUCACCAAAUUGACCUAUAGAAAUCCUUCUGGCCAUCCUUGUCUCCAGUCUCUGUGUGUGCACGUGUGAAAUCUGACUGUGUGUCCCAACCUUUCCUUCUCUGCGUACUUUGGAAUUCUGCACCUGUAAAUGUCUGCCUGCAUGACUUUAGAAGCCAGGAUUUGUGUUGGUCUCCUUUGGACUGUGAGGUUUGUGACAAAUGGCAUCAAGCAAAGUUCCCUCCAUCAUUUUUCUCAUACUUGCGACUGAGCAUUAUUCUUCUUUUUCCUCUUCUGCUCCUUUUUUGGAACAUGUUUUACCUAACGGCUUUCUGAAAGCAAGCAAGGCGUGUGUGUGUGUCUUUAAGAGAUUUACUUUUACCAACCUGGAGCCUUAAAGAUACUUGUUCUUGGUAUACACAAGCUCCACUAAAGCAAUUUCUCCCAGGUGCAGAAUUCCUUCUCUUCUACAUUUGUUGUCCUUUUUCAUUUAAAGUCAUUGAAUAACAAGGUGCCUAAAAACAACUGGUGAAAAAGAUCAAGAACAAUCUUAGAUGGCUUUGGUAUCUAAUAGAUGACAAUGAUAUGCACAUGUGUGCUUUUUCUUUUCCUUAGUACCAAUCAGACUUCAUAUAGCAAAACAAAUUUAACUUCAUGGGGGUGGGGGAGGAAAACAAGUAAGGUAUCGGAAAUAAAAAGAAUAUAAAGAGGAAUGAGGACAUUUAGACGGGAAAGAAAAAGAAUAUAAAGAAGAAUGAGGACAUUUGGACUAGAUGUCUCUGAUAGGAAGAACUCUCAGCCAUCACCACGUACAGACAUCAUGGUCUGGAAUGAAUAAACACAUUAAAAGUUUUAUGAAACUCCGCUGG
Entelurus aequoreus (snake pipefish) is the source of this 4284-nucleotide messenger RNA. RefSeq names its product cold shock domain-containing protein E1-like. Lineage: Eukaryota; Metazoa; Chordata; Actinopteri; Syngnathiformes; Syngnathidae. The transcript has 21 exons. Gene Ontology annotation, molecular function: nucleic acid binding. The record is from RefSeq and is a predicted model, not a curated record. The coding region runs from base 804 to 3398 and encodes 864 amino acids.